Messenger RNA from Papilio polytes (common Mormon), 784 nucleotides. RefSeq names its product UPF0428 protein CXorf56 homolog. The coding region runs from base 119 to 769 and encodes 216 amino acids. The record is from RefSeq and is a predicted model, not a curated record. The transcript has a single exon. NCBI's taxonomy places the organism in Eukaryota, Metazoa, Arthropoda, Insecta, Lepidoptera, Papilionidae.
CAUCAAUGUCAUUCAAGAUUCUACGGUCUGUUUUCCAAACUAAAUUCCCCGCAUAAUUAUUAAAACAGAACGCAUACCUUAACAUUAUUCAAGAUUUAAAAGUUUACAACUCAUAAUAAUGCCUAAAGUGGUAUCGCGAAGUAUAGUCUGUUCGGACACGAAGGACCAGGAAGAAUACAAUGAAGCAAAACCUUUGCACAUAUACUACUGCCUUUGUGGCCAAAUGUCUCUUAUUUUGGACUGCACGAUAGACAGAUUACCAUUACGUCCAACUGACGAAGCCAGAGUUAUAGAUGGUUCAAAACACGCACAUAAAAUCACUGCCGAUCCUGACGAAACGGUAUAUCUGAAGCGUGAGAAAGGUAUUGAAAGGCAGUACAGAUUAAAAUGCAAGAAAUGUGGAAUUCCGAUCUAUUACAAACAUAAUCAAGACAGCAACGUCGUAUUUAUCAUGCAUGAGGCUUUAGUUUCAUCAGCAGGUGAAGGUACUAUGACAGAUAUUUACAAACAAGUUGCAUUAGCUCAACCUAAAAAGAUUAUGGUAACCAAACAUACUAAGAACAUGGGCAAGUUCAGUUCAGUCACUGUCUCUACUAUUGAUGAGGAAGAGGAUGAGAUUGAGGCCAGAGAAGUGGCAGACAGUUAUGCAAAUAAUGCGAGAAUCAUUGAAAAACAAUUAGAAAGGAAGGGAAUGAAUAAAAGACAGGCAGAGACACCAGCUAGUAGUAGUACAGAGAAGAGAGUUAGAGGAACAUUAAUUGAUAAAUAAAUUAUUAACAGUAUU